UGGGGGAAAUCCUCGUCAGAAGAGGGCUGGGUGCGGUAUAUAAGCCGCCAAGGAUGCCCGAAGCACGUAUUAGACGCAGGACUUGUGAAAAUGGCGAGGCUUGUAGCUGUUGUGGCGAUUCUUGCCAGCGUUGGACAUUCACAAGGAACGAGCGUCUCGCUGCAGUCGAUCUUCAGGAAAGCCACGAGCGGCGUGGCUCCUCCGGAGUUGGAUACUGCCGACCUCACGAGGAACUUCACGGCGGAGGCCGUGCUGGCGUACAUGAAGGAGCUGCAGUCGCGCCUUGACUUCAACGAGUACAACUCCGUCAAGGCCACGUCCCAGCCCACAACCAACCUUUUCAAGGGCGUCCAACACAUAGCCCAGAACCUGGACGACUCUGCCUCGGCGACGGUGUUUGACGACAUACUGAAGGGCUAUGCAACUAUCUAUAGACGUCUUGCAGCUCUUGUCAAGGGCGGUGAGGACUCUGGCAUGGCGCCCAUCACACAGCAGACGGCGCCUACAAAUGAGUCGGCUUGGAAAACACUCUGGACGCCAGAAGACGCCUACAUCAGGAUGCCAGAAAUCGUCACAGCCGAGUUGCACCGACUGCGCGACUGGAUCGUCGCCUUCGUCGAUGUCGGCAUCGAGGCGGCCAUUAGAGAGCUCCCUGCCAUGCUCAGCGAGUACCGGAAGGAGAUUUUGUACCCCGAGGUGAAAUCCGCCCAGCACACGGCCUCGACGUUGGAAGAGCGUUAUGGGGAGGCUCUGAAGAGUUACUCCAGUCCCGGUGUGUGGUCUGACUACGAAGAAGCACGCAAAAUCCUCUCAGCCAUUCACCUAAUGUCGCGGAGAUAAGGCUACUUGUACUUAUACCAGAAAUAACAAUAAAGUAAUUUAAUAAAG
Molecule: messenger RNA, 888 nt
Organism: Schistocerca cancellata (South American locust)
Lineage: Eukaryota; Metazoa; Arthropoda; Insecta; Orthoptera; Acrididae
Exons: 4
Coding region: 91-840 (249 amino acids)
Source: RefSeq, a predicted model, not a curated record